AUGCAAAAUCGGCCAUCAUCUAGCACAGCCUUAGGUGUCGGAUCCGCAAUCUCUUCAUUGAAAUCAGUCUACAGCUCCGCAAACGCAUUAAAUGAGGAUAUAGAAGAGUUGUUGGAACAUAUUCGGGUGGUGGAGGAGCUACCUGCUUCAACGAAUCUCGCGAUGGUUGAAGGAUGGAGGUCAAGGUUAUUGACUAAGCUGCGGAUGAAGAUGACGGAACUUGAGUUGGAUUAUCGACGUGUUGUUGACUCCCAGUGGAAGGAACAUCUCACAACUGUAAAAGAAGCUGGUUCAUCCAUCUGCGGAAUAAGUUUCACGUUCGCGAACGACCUGCGUGUCGUGGAUGAUUUCUUUACGAAGGCCCAUAACACUGCGUCGAAGAACGUUAUUUUCAAUUCAAAUAUUCGCAUUGGCCUACCCACCUUGACACGUCAAGUGGACUUAGCUAUAGCGAGGCUUCUAUCAGAUAUCAAAACAUAUGCCAGUUCGUACUGA
Messenger RNA from Necator americanus (New World hookworm), 495 nucleotides. RefSeq lists its product as uncharacterized. The record is from RefSeq and is a predicted model, not a curated record. The transcript is spliced from 3 exons. Bases 1 to 495 code for a protein of 164 amino acids. NCBI's taxonomy places the organism in Eukaryota, Metazoa, Nematoda, Chromadorea, Rhabditida, Ancylostomatidae.